This is a messenger RNA of Microthlaspi erraticum, 870 nucleotides long. The record is from the annotation of a GenBank genome assembly. Lineage: Eukaryota; Viridiplantae; Streptophyta; Magnoliopsida; Brassicales; Brassicaceae.
AUGGACAUCUUCAGAGACAGAAAGAAAGGGAAGUUAGUCUUAUCUCAGAAGGACUAUCUAAGCAAAGUGAUCAAGACCUUUGGUAUGUGUGAUGCAAAAACAGUUCAAACACCAGUUGGGUCUCAGUUUAAACUACAUGCACUAACAGAGGAUCAACCAGCAGCACAAUCAAAGUUUAUGGAUGAUAUACCUUACUCAAGCGCAGUCGGAAGUCUCAUGUACGCGAUGGUUGGUUUGAGACCUGAUCUAGCUUAUGUAGUUGGUCUUGUGAGCAGGUAUAUGGGAAAUCCAAGAAGAGAUCAUUGGAAAGUUGUUCAGUUGAUUCUGAGAUACGUCAAGGGAGCUGCAAACACCUAUUUAACAUUCACAAAAGAGUCAGACUUCAAGGUUAAAGGUUAUUGCGACUCAGAUUAUGCGGCUGAUAGAGAUAAAAGCAGAUCGAUUUCAGAGGCAGAGUACAUGUCACUAUCAGAGGCAGUCAGAGAAGCGAUUUGGCUAAAAGGAGUCUGUGAGGAAUGGGGUUUCAAGCAAAAUGCAGUUGAGGUUCACUGCGAUUCUCAGAGUGCGAUAUACUUGGCGAAGAACAAUAUGUUUCAUGAAAGGACUAAGCACGUCGCUACUAAAGUUCAUUUCAUCAGAGAUAUAAUCGCACAAAGAGAUCUAAAGGUAAUGAAGAUUCACACUUCAAAGAAUCCGGCAGACAUGUUGACGAAGGUGUUACCUGGGAACAAGUUUGAGGAUUGCUUGAAGACGUUGAAGGAACAUGGUGGAGCAGUUUUCGGGACUAAGGUUGAAGAUUGCGGUUGUCAAUUUCUGGUGAAGCAAGAGAUUGAGGUUCCAGGAUCGGGAUUUGGGAUUCGACCGUUGUGA